This is a messenger RNA of Chlorocebus sabaeus (green monkey), 9459 nucleotides long. RefSeq names its product zinc finger C3H1-type containing (gene ZFC3H1). Gene Ontology annotation, molecular function: protein binding. Gene Ontology annotation, biological process: RNA processing. The record is from RefSeq and is a predicted model, not a curated record. NCBI's taxonomy places the organism in Eukaryota, Metazoa, Chordata, Mammalia, Primates, Cercopithecidae. Gene Ontology annotation, cellular component: exosome (RNase complex); nucleus.
CCCACCCUGGCCUCCCGAAGUGCUGGGAUUACAGGUGUGAGCCAACACACUGGGUUAAACAUUGUUAUUGGUGUCUGGACUAGCCUCUCUCAUCUAUCCAAAUUACUAAAUUCAGUAGUUUCUCCUAGAACAUUUCUCAAAUCUGUCCCCUCCUCUCCAAUUCUACUCUAGUAUCACCCUAGUCUAGAAAAUUGGGUGGACUUUCCUUGUUUUAUUUACUACAGCUUCCUAACUAGUUUUUCUCUGUCAGCUCACACCUUCCCUAAUCCAAUGCUGAUUGUGCCAGCAACUGAGUACAGGGUUUAGUUUAGUUGACAUUGUAACAAGAUUUCCCUGUGAAUGAAAAAAUAGGUACAUUAAUAUUCUGUAAUAAGUUCCUUUCUCAUCAAGUUCAUUCCCGAUGAUGCUUGACCAGCACUUUCAGUAACACUACGAUUCUCUACAAUGCAACCAGAGGACUUUUUAAUAUGCAAAUCUAAUCGUGCCAUUCUUUUUUUAAACCCUCCGUGGCUUCUUAAGUACUCUUAGGAUAAAACAAAAUACUUAAGUAGCAUACAGGACCAAAUCUGUCAUCUUUUGGUCUCAUUUGAAAUAUCACAUCCUUUAAGAAGUGUUCUUUGACUUUCCAAGACUAAGUCAGGUCUCUGAAUGUUUCUUCUGUGGCACUGAAUUAUAAUGAUUUAUGUCUUUCUCCACCACUAAAUUUUAAACUCCAGGAGGAUUAGAACUUUCUGGAUCCUUAGCACAAUGUCAGGUAAUUAGGAACUCCGUACAUACUUGAUGGAUGAAUGAACAAAGCACUACAUAUGCAUGAACUAGUUUAAAAACAGAAACAUCACAAGAUUUUUUUUAAGUGGCAGCUUUUAAUAAAAGUACAGUUCGUAAUAGUGAGGUAGGGAAAAAGGUCAAGGAUAUAAUUUCUACAUACUAACAUCACAUACGUUGUUAGGUAUAUAAAAUAUAUAAAAUCAGGACCGGUGUCACUUAACUUUUUAAUGUGUCUUUUCUUGAGGCACGUGGCAGGCACUUGCAGAGAAGGUAAACAUUUACAGAGUACCUGUUAUUUUCCAAGCAUUGUUCAAAGUGCUUUCAAGAGUUCUGGUUUGACAGAACUAAAGAAUUUUGAUUUUUCUUCCAGCAAACAAAAGAAAACCUAGGUUCUUUUUAUUACUCUGUUCUAGUAAGAACAGAAAGGUUAUCUUUUGCACUUUAAUUAACAUCGCUUAAUUCCAUGGCUAUCAAAGAUGACUCAAUUCCUCCGCAGAAUUACUAUGUGACUAUUAGAAAUCUAAAUGCCUCCCAAGUCAAUUCAUCUAGUGAUAAUUUCCUAAUUUUAACGGGAACACAGCAGGCUUUUACGGUGAUUGCUGAUUGAAUGGGAAGAUCUCUUUCUCCCUUACGGCGUCAUUCAUGUCAAGACCCGGUCUAACAGAGGAAUAAAAGAGUAGAAAAUUACGAUAUCCUCCUGUUACUUUUUUACUAAGGGGUAAUCACCAAACAGUACUUGGAUUUCUUUUAGAAAAUGAGUAAAGCUUCCCCGAAAGCAAGGAAAAAUUGGGCAGAUUUGAGAAAAACAAAGGACGUAUGAUGCUUCCCUGCUACCAGCUGGGAAAGUUAUUAGAAUUAGGAGAAUCCUCCUGUUCCUUCCACACAAGCGAUAGCCAGAAUAGGAACUCCAGUUUCCGUCACCCCCACUCCCUGCCCAGGUUACCUGUGGAAGCUGAUGUUAAUGUGCUUGUUGUAGGUAGUGGCACAGCCCGCCGCGGCGCAAUUGGUCGGCAUUUCCCUUUCCCACUCAUUCAGCGCCCUUAAGUCUCUACUGAGGCGCUGGCUGCUAAGCUUCCUUCGGGCAGAGGCUGGACAAUCGAGGCAGGCGUGCCUUAAUCGUGAGAGCUUAGUCGUGAGAGCGGAGUGGGAAGAAGGGGUGUGUAUGUGGGGGCGGAGGCGAGGGAGGGUCAGCCUUCCCUUUCUCUUUAUUAAUAUGGCGGACUAGAGCCCACAGAACUGGCCCUCCUGGAGCUCUAGUCGCCUUCGCUUGACUUCACCAACAUGGCGGACACAACCCGUUCUUUCUCCCCGCCCCCAAAAGGGAGGGGAUCUACUGCGUUUCUUUGGCAGCGGUCCUCACAGCAAUUAAAAGGAAGCGUUUUCCCCUCCGAUUACCAUAAAUUAAAAGAGUUUUACAAUAAAACUCUCUCAAGGAUGCAACUAAGAGCAGCUCCACCUACUUCUGCAUGCACCCAGCUGUACCAGGCCAGAUCCUGCAGUGGGUGUGACCCGUAGACCGGAAGACUGAACCCGAAAAAAGAAGAAAGACUACAAAUCCUAGUGAGUAUCGAGUGGUGUUAUUAUCGCGUGAACUGUGAGCCUUUGUUUCCUGCGUGUCGCAGGAAGUGACGUUUCGGGUACAGCCGCUACCAGAGUCCCUUUCUCGCGAGGCGGAAGAACCCCGAUCGCUGAGGAGCAAGGGGGCGCUAGGAAAAGGAACUGGGUUGCGACGGUCCGGCGAGAGAGAGCUGGGGUGCGGGGAAGUUGGGGAACAGAGGCCGCUAGGUGUCCGAGUAGGGUAAGACCGCACCGACCCGGCGGAAACGAGGCAAUUGUCGGGCGGAUCCCCGGACGGAGAGCUAAGGUGGUGUGGAAGGCGCUGCUCCCCGGAUGGCGACCGCAGAUACUCCGGCCCCGGCCUCCAGUGGCCUCUCGCCGAAGGAAGAAGGGGAGCUUGAAGAUGGGGAGAUCAGUGACGACGAUAAUAACAGCCAGAUACGGAGCCGGAGCAGCAGCAGCAGCAGUGGCGGUGGGCUGUUACCCUAUCCGCGGCGAAGGCCUCCUCACUCGGCCCGGGGCGGUGGAUCCGGCGGAGGCGGUGGCUCUUCCUCGUCAUCGUCCUCUUCUCAGCAGCAGCUGAGGAAUUUCUCACGCUCGCGGCACGCGUCUGAGCGGGGCCACCUCAGGGGACCCAGCAGCUACCGACCCAAAGAACCAUUCCGGUCUCAUCCGCCCUCUGUACGGAUGCCUUCGAGUUCACUGUCCGAAAGCAGUCCCCGGCCGUCUUUCUGGGAGCGGAGCCACCUCGCCUUGGACCGUUUCCGCUUUCGAGGCAGGCCUUACCGGGGUGGGAGUCGCUGGAGUCGGGGGCGAGGAGUGGGUGAGCGAGGAGGCAAGCCGGGGUGCAGACCCCCUCUGGGAGGAGGAGCAGGAUCCGGGUUCAGCAGCAGUCAGAGCUGGCGAGAGCCCUCUCCACCUCGGAAGAGCUCCAAAAGUUUUGGAAGGUCUCCAUCAAGAAAACAAAAUUAUUCAUCAAAAAAUGAAAACUGUGUGGAAGAAACUUUUGAAGAUUUGCUUUUAAAGUAUAAGCAAAUACAAUUGGAACUAGAAUGCAUCAAUAAGGAUGAAAAACUAGCAUUGAGUAGCAAAGAAGAGAAUGUGCAGGAAGAUCCUAAAACAUUGAACUUUGAGGACCAAACUAGCACUGAUAAUGUCAGUAUUACAAAGGAUUCAAGUAAAGAAAUAGCUCCUGAGGAGAAAACACAAGUCAAAACUUUUCAGGCAUUUGAAUUAAAACCACUCAGGCAAAAAUUGACUUUACCAGGAGAUAAGAACCGUUUGAAAAAAGUUAAAGAUGGAGCAAAACCGCUUUCCCUGAAAUCCGACACUACUGAUUCUAGUCAAGGAUUACAAGAUAAAGAACAAAAUUUAACAAGAAGAAUUAGUACCUCAGAUAUUCUGUCUGAAAAGAAACUUGGUGAAGAUGAAGAGGAACUAUCUGAAUUACAGCUUCGCCUUUUGGCCCUUCAGUCAGCCAGUAAAAAAUGGCAACAAAAAGAACAGCAGGUGAUGAAAGAAAGCAAAGAAAAGUUGACUAAGACGAAAACUGUACAGCAAAAAGUUAAAACAAGUGCAAAAACACAUUCGGCCAAAAAAGUUAGCACUACAGCUAAACAAGCAUUGAGGAAGCAGCAAACAAAGGCAUGGAAGAAGCUACAACAACAAAAAGAGCAGGAAAGACAGAAAGAAGAGGAUCAGCGGAAACAAGCUGAAGAAGAAGAGAGAAGGAAAAGAGAGGAAGAAAUCAGAAAAAUUCGAGAUCUCUCAAAUCAGGAAGAACAGUACAAUCGAUUCAUGAAAUUGGUUGGUGGCAAGAGGAGAUCAAGAAGUAAAUCUUCAGAUCCUGACCUGAGGCGAUCCUUAGAUAAGCAACCUACUGAUAGUGGAGGAGGCAUUUAUCAGUAUGAUAACUAUGAAGAAGUUGCUAUGGAUACAGAUAGUGAAACCAAUUCUCCAGCUCCUUCACCAGUGCAACCGCCAUUUUUCUCUGAAUGUUCAUUGGGGUAUUUUUCUCCAGCACCAUCUCUUUCUUUGCCUCCAGCACCUCAGGUUUCUUCUCUGCCACCUUUGAGCCAGCCUUAUGUGGAAGGCUUGUGUGUUUCUCUUGAACCUCUACCUCCUCUACCACCAUUACCACCUCUCCCACCUGAAGAUCCAGAACAGCCUCCAAAACCACCUUUUGCAGAUGAGGAAGAGGAGGAAGAAAUGCUGCUUCGAGAAGAACUACUUAAAUCUCUAGCAAAUAAAAGAGCUUUUAAGCCAGAGGAAACAUCCAGUAAUAGUGACCCACCUUCACCUCCAGUUCUGAACAAUUCACAUACUGUGCCAAGAAGCAAUCUAUCAAUAGUCAGUAUUAACACAGUGUCUCAGCCUAGGAUACAGAAUCCAAAGUUUCACAGAGGACCUCGUCUUCCACGAACUGUGAUCUCGCUUCCAAAGCAUAAAUCAGUGGUUGUAACACUAAAUGAUUCAGAUGAUAGUGAAUCUGAUGGAGAGGCUUCCAAGUCAACAAAUAGUGUUUUUGGUGGAUUAGAGUCCAUGAUUAAAGAAGCAAGACGAACUGCUGAGCAAGCUUCAAAACCGAAAGUACCUCCAAAAUCUGAAAAAGAAAAUGAUCCUUUGCGAACACCAGAGGCUUUGCCUGAAGAAAAGAAGAUUGAAUAUAGAUUGUUAAAGGAAGAGAUUGCCAACCGUGAGAAACAGCGUUUGAUUAAAUCAGAUCAGCUGAAGACAAGUUCAUCAUCUCCAGCAAACUCUGAUGUGGAAAUUGAUGGUAUUGGCAGGAUAGCAAUGGUUACUAAGCAGGUUACAGAUGCAGAAUCCAAACUGAAAAAACAUAGGAUUCUCUUGAUGAAAGAUGAAUCUGUUUUAAAGAAUCUUGUGCAGCAAGAAGCCAAGAAGAAAGAAUCUGUUAGAAAUGCUGAAGCAAAGAUUACAAAACUUACAGAACAGCUUCAAGCAACUGAAAAAAUUCUUAAUGUUAACAGAAUGUUUUUGAAGAAGCUUCAGGAACAAAUUCACAGAGUUCAACAGCGUGUUACAAUUAAGAAAGCUUUGACUCUAAAAUAUGGAGAAGAGCUUGCUCGGGCAAAGGCAGUGGCUAGUAAAGAAAUAGGAAAACGUAAACUGGAACAAGAUCGCUUUGGGCCAAACAAAAUGAUGAGACUGGACGGUUCUCCAGUAUCAAGUCCAAGAAAGCAUUCAGCAGAACUAAUUGCUAUGGAGAAAAGACGGUUACAAAAGCUGGAAUAUGAAUAUGCCCUGAAAAUUCAAAAAUUAAAAGAAGCCCGGGCCCUUAAAGCAAAGGAACAACAAAAUAUCUCUCCAGUUGUGGAAGAGGAACCCGAAUUUUCUUUACCUCAACCCUCACUUCAUGAUCUGACACAAGAUAAAUUAACCCUGGACACUGAAGAAAAUGAUGUUGAUGAUGAAAUUUUGUCUGGUUCAAGCAGAGAGCGAAGAAGAUCCUUUUUAGAAUCCAAUUAUUUUACUAAACCUAACCUUAAGCACACUGAUAACGCUAACAAAGAAUGCAUAAACAAAGUUAAUAAAAAUACGGUAGAAAAACCAGAACUUUUUCUAGGGUUAAAAAUUGGUGAAUUGCAAAAAUUAUAUUCAAAAGCUGACAGCCUAAAACAGCUGAUUUUAAAAACCACCACAGGCAUUACAGAGAAGGUUUUGCAUGGUCAGGAGAUUUCUGUAGAUGUGGAUUUUGUCACAGCACAAAGUAAAACAAUGGAAGUGAAGCCAUGUCCUUUUAGACCCUACCAUAGUCCUCUUCUAGUUUUUAAGUCCUACAGAUUUAGUCCAUACUAUCGAACCAAGGAAAAACUUCCUCUGAGCUCAGUGUCAUACAGUAAUAUGAUUAAACCGGAUCAGUGUUUCUGCCGUUUUGAUUUAACAGGAACAUGUAAUGAUGAUGAUUGUCAAUGGCAACAUAUACAAGACUAUACGCUUAGCCGAAAACAGUUAUUCCAGGACAUUCUGUCAUAUAAUCUGUCUUUGAUUGGUUGUGCAGAGACAAGUACUAAUGAAGAAAUUACUGCUGCAGCAGAAAAAUACAUUGAGAAACUUUUUGGAGUAAACAAAGAUCGAAUGUCAAUGGACCAGAUGGCUGUUCUCCUUGUUAGCAAUAUCAAUGAAAGUAAAGGUCAUACUCCUCCAUUUACAACCUACAAAGAUAAAAGAAAGUGGAAGCCAAAGUUUUGGAGAAAACCUAUUUCAGAUAAUAGCUUCAGUAGUGAUGAGGAACAGUCUACAGGACCAAUUAAGUAUGCUUUCCAGCCAGAGAACCAAAUAAAUGUUCCAGCUCUGGAUACAGUUGUCACUCCAGAUGAUGUCAGAUACUUUACAAAUGAGACUGAUGACAUCGCUAAUUUAGAAGCAAGUGUGCUUGAAAAUCCUUCUCAUGUACAACUUUGGCUCAAGCUUGCGUACAAGUACUUGAAUCAAAAUGAGGGGGAGUGCUCAGAAUCCUUGGAUUCUGCUUUAAACGUUCUGGCGCGAGCAUUGGAAAAUAACAAAGACAAUCCAGAAAUUUGGUGCCAUUACCUCAGAUUGUUCUCAAAAAGAGGAACCAAGGACGAGGUGCAGGAAAUGUGUGAAACAGCUGUUGAAUAUGCUCCAGAUUAUCAAAGCUUUUGGACUUUUUUACACCUAGAAAGCACCUUUGAAGAGAAGGAUUAUGUAUGUGAGAGAAUGUUGGAGUUUCUGAUGGGAGCAGCCAAGCGGGAAACAUCCAGUAUUUUGUCCUUUCAGCUUUUGGAGGCUCUUUUGUUUAGAGUUCAACUGCACAUAUUUACUGGAAGAUGCCAAAGUGCACUGGCAAUUUUACAGAAUGCAUUGAAAUCUGCUAAUGAUGGAAUAGUUGCUGAAUACCUUAAAACAAGUGAUCGAUGUUUGGCAUGGUUGGCCUACAUACAUCUUAUUGAAUUCAACAUUCUCCCUUCAAAAUUUUAUGAUCCAUCUAAUGAUAAUCCUUCAAGAAUUGUUAACACAGAAUCAUUUGUAAUGCCAUGGCAAGCAGUUCAAGAUGUAAAGACUAAUCCUGACAUGUUGUUAGCAGUUUUUGAAGAUGCGGUGAAAGCUUGCACAGAUGAGAGCCUUACUGUUGAGGAAAGAAUAGAGACCUGCCUUCCACUUUACACAAACAUGAUUGCUCUGCACCAACUCCUGGAGAGGUAUGAGGCUGCAAUGGAGCUUUGUAAAUCUUUACUGGAAUCAUGUCCCAUUAACUGCCAGUUGCUGGAAGCCCUCGUUGCAUUAUAUUUGAAAACAAAUCAGCAUGACAAAGCCAGAGCAUUGUGGCUUACUGCAUUUGAAAAAAAUCCUCAGAAUGCAGAGGUUUUUUAUCAUAUGUGCAAAUUCUUCAUCUUACAGAAUCGAGGCGAUAAUCUUCUUCCAUUUUUGCGGAAAUUUAUUGCAUCCUUCUUUAAACCGGGGUUUGAGAAGUAUAAUAACUUGGAUCUGUUUCGGUAUCUUUUAAAUAUUCCAGGACCAAUUGACAUUCCAUCUCGUUUAUGUAAAGGGAAUUUUGAGGAUGAUAUGUUUAACCACCAAGUUCCUUAUUUGUGGCUGAUUUACUGCCUUUGUCAUCCUCUUCAAUCAAGUAUUAAAGAGACAGUGGAGGCAUAUGAGGCAGCAUUAGGGGUGGCCAUGAGGUGUGAUAUAGUACAGAAGAUAUGGAUGGAUUAUCUUGUCUUUGCGAAUAAUAGAGCUGCUGGAUCCAGAAACAAAGUUCAAGAAUUCAAAUUUUUUACUGAUUUAGUGAAUAGAUGUUUGGUUACAGUCCCUGCCCGAUACCCCAUUCCUUUUAGCAGUGCUGAUUACUGGUCCAACUAUGAAUUUCAUAAUAGGGUUAUUUUCUUUUAUUUGAGCUGUGUUCCAAAGACCCAGCAUUCCAAAACCUUGGAACGGUUUUGUUCAAUUAUGCCAGCUAAUUCUGGACUUGCAUUGAGGUUACUUCAACAUGAAUGGGAAGAAAGCAAUGUUCAGAUUCUGAAACUUCAAGCCAAGAUGUUUACAUAUAAUAUCCCAACAUGCCUGGCCACCUGGAAAAUAGCCAUUGCUGCUGAGAUUGUUCUAAAGGGACAAAGAGAGGUCCACCGUUUAUAUCAGAGAGCCUUACAGAAGUUACCUCUUUGUGCAUCACUGUGGAAAGAUCAACUCUUGUUUGAAGCAUCAGAAGGAGGUAAAACUGAUAACCUGAGAAAACUAGUUUCCAAGUGCCAAGAGAUUGGAGUCAGCCUAAAUGAGCUCUUAAAUUUAAACAGUAACAAAACAGAAAGCAAGAAUCACUGAACACUGGGUGCAGUCAGUUCUAAGUCCUUAUAAUAAUUGCCAAAAUUAUUUGAAUGAUUCUUCAAGAUUAGGCUGAUCCCUGGCUAAGGUCUGUGUAAGGCAGACAAGCAUUAUUGAUCAUAUCAAGUUCCCUACAAUAUCCUGUCCUCAAAACCGGAAGCAAUGAACAUGAUCCUCUUCGGUUGGAUAAAUGAACUUCCUGUUUGGCCUGCUUCUAGGCCCUGCCAGAUUCUCAUAACAUCAUAUACGUAAGUAUAGUUCUCAAAGUGACUGACAUUUAUUUUAAUUUUGCCUUGUUUUUGUUUUUUAUUUUCUCCCCCAUUCCUUUAUUUUGUGUUAUUCCUGAUUCACUUGACACUCUCUGAUGCCUGAGAGAUUCCUGUUUGGGAUUUAAUAUCCAGGGCUGUGUUUACAGUAAAAAAGCAGGCAGUCCCUUUUAGUUUUUCCUUUUUAAAUUUUUUUUGAGAUUCUUCAUUUCAGGAUUUAAAACUAUAGCAGUCCAUCUUAAGGAAAGUGUAACUGCCAUGGCCACAAGUCUGCUAGUUGCACUUGAAUGCUCUUUCAGGGUUGUUUAUUGCCCUUUCUACGUUCUGGACUCCUUGCCGAGACUGUUUAACUUGAAGAUUAAAGAAACUAUUGCAAAUGCCAGUGCAUCAGAACCUAAGAGUGGUCAAAUAUUAUGUGCAAUUUUUUUGUAAAGAAAUUUUAAUUUAUAAUAAAGUUUAACAGUUUAAAGAACAGUUAAUAUUUGAACUGCUUUGUAUUGAAAUACUACUUUGUAGUAUUAAAAUUGUUUAUAUACUUUUUUAAUAUAAGUUAACUUUCUAAAAA